AUGGCGGGGAAUUUCGAAGAUGCCGACGUUGGGUUCCGCCACAACGAGGUGGUCAGUUUCAUCAACAACGAAGUCCUCCUAAACGGGGGCGGCCCCGAUUUCUACACGACGCUCCGCUCGCAGUCCUGGAACGAGAUCGAGGACCGGCUCCAGGCCGUCCUGACCGACCCGCAGGUGCCGCGCAUGCGCCAGAGGGCCUGCGCCUGGAGCGCGCUCGCCUUGGGCGUGCGCGUGGCCGCGAGGCAGCGUGAACAGCUGUUGUGCCAGGUCCAGCAGCUGCAGAACCGGGUGGAGGAGCUCGAGGGAACCGCCUGCGGUCUGGCCCCAGAGCUACAGAGGCUUCAUGUGGAACACGAGAACAAGACCUUGCAGCUACACUUAACACGGACUGCCCUGGAGCAGGCGCUGAAUGAGCGUGAUGUGCUUCACGCGCAGCUGCAACAGGUUGCAGGGUGGGUCCAGGUUGCCCUACCGAGCCAAGAAAUGAUGCCUGGGCCUCAACCCAGGCAGUUCGGGGCCUCAUCAUGGCCCCUGAAUGAAGAGCAGAGAACUAUGGAGGCCAUGGGGAUGCCUGGCAGUCCCUGGGCCCAGAACAUGCCACCACCUCUGCCAGUGUUAGUGCCAUUCCCAUUUCAAUUUCACCCACUAUUCCCACCGGUGUCCCCAUUCUUGCCUCCUCUACCACCAGCAGCAGUGUUCAUGGAAGCAGGAGGGGCAGUAAUGCCACCUAUGCCUCCUUUGGGGAUCUACACCCCUAACCCGUGGGCUGCAGUGUGGGCCCAGGAGGAGAGGGCCCCACUGUGGGACCAUAGGAUCCCCAGCCAGGAGGAAGGUCCUGACUUCCUCCAGGUUACAGUCCCCUUAGGGGACAUCAGAAACUUUAGUCAGGAACAAGAUCCAGAGAGGCCACAGGGCUUAGUGAACCUGAGUGACAAUAGGAAUCACAGCCAUGAAGACAGUGUAGUGGGGCCCCAGGGGAUGGUCCCCCUUUGGGAUUGCUGGAGCCACAGCCAGGAACAACAUCUAGAGAGGUCCCAGGGCAUGGUUACCAUGAGUGACAUGAGAAACAACAGCCAGGAGGAAGGCCCAGAGAGAUGCCAGCAUAUGGUCCCCCUGGAAGCUAGUGGGAGGCAUGGCCAAGAAGAAAGUUCAGAAAGACCCCAGGGGGUGGUUCAUCUAGGGGGGAACAGAAGUCACUGCCUGGAAGGAGAUCCAGAGAGGCUCCAGGGGACUGCCCCCCUUGGAGGCAGGGGAAACCAGGGCCAGGAAGGAAAAUCUCAGACACCCCAGGAGACUUCCCUGGGGGGCAGUAAAAGCCUUGACAUGAGAGGAAAUAAAAAGAAACAGAAGUUUCAGGGGCAGAAGGCCAAGCAACCAAAAGGGAUAAGAGCCUCACAAUCACAGCGCCGUAAGAUGUCUGCCUCAAACUACAGUGGACCGAAUUGGAACUGCACAUGGUGUAGAGCGAUAAAUUUUCCAUGGCGCAAGUUCUGCUAUAUUUGCAGAAAAUUCUUUAUUUGA
Molecule: messenger RNA, 1521 nt
Organism: Pipistrellus nathusii (Nathusius's pipistrelle)
Lineage: Eukaryota; Metazoa; Chordata; Mammalia; Chiroptera; Vespertilionidae
Source: the annotation of a GenBank genome assembly